Molecule: messenger RNA, 810 nt
Organism: Priceomyces carsonii
Lineage: Eukaryota; Fungi; Ascomycota; Pichiomycetes; Serinales; Debaryomycetaceae
Exons: 1
Coding region: 1-810 (269 amino acids)
Source: RefSeq, a predicted model, not a curated record
AUGGAAAACAGUAAUCAAACCUACUAUAAGCGUGGGUUCGAGAAAAGUGUUUCAGAUACCCAUAGUAGGCGGAAUGUGGAAAACUCAGUAAAAUUUAUUGUUCCAUAUCUAAAGCCAGAUUUUAAGGUACUUGAUGUAGGCUCAGGACCUGGUACAAUAACAAUAGACAUGGGAAAAUAUAUACCAAAGGGAUCAAUUGUUGGCGUGGAACCUACAGAAGAACUCUUAGAUGAAGCAAAAGCAAACCUUGAAAAAAGUGGAGUAUCAAAUGUUGCAUUCCAAAUGGGGUCGGCUUAUCAACUUCCUUUCGAGGACAAUACGUUCGACCUUGUAUUCUGCCACCAAGUUUUGCUUCAUUUGCAAGAUUCUCUUGCGGGUCUUAAAGAAAUGAAAAGAGUAGCCAAGCCAGGUGGAUUUGUAUGCGCCAGGGAAGGUGACACCUUGGCAGCAGUGGUAUAUCCUCCUCGGUACGAAAAUACAAUCAGACAGUAUUUUUUGCAGACUGCAAAGUUCUUAGGUAGCAAUGUGGCUCAAGGCAGAGCUCUUAAAUCAUUGGCCAUAGAUGCUGGUUUUCAUCUGUCAAGUAUUUUUAACAGCAGCUCCAAUUUCUGCAUCGCAGACGAUAGCGAACGCUUGCUAUGGGGUCUGUUAUUUAUCAAUCGCAUUCAAAAAUCUUCUCAAAGAGUUAAUCAGGAUGAUGAAGAAGACAAGAAGAUGAAAAAUGAGAUCAUACUGGAUUGGAAAAACUUCAUUGAGGAUGAGAGAGCUUGGUUCGCGUUACCUAACGGCGAAAUUGUAUGUAAAAAUUAG